This is a messenger RNA of Jaminaea rosea, 496 nucleotides long. RefSeq lists its product as hypothetical. Bases 260 to 487 code for a protein of 75 amino acids. The record is from RefSeq and is a predicted model, not a curated record. NCBI's taxonomy places the organism in Eukaryota, Fungi, Basidiomycota, Exobasidiomycetes, Microstromatales. The transcript is spliced from 2 exons.
CUCACUUUCAGUUUCCUACCAUACGCAGCAUCCAUCCAUCCAUCCUCGUCGUUAUCACCCUGUGACCGCCGCCCACGCCAUCACCACUACCUACCUUGCACAGCUUCGUAGUAGUCGUCAACAACCUUGUAUUCGAUUAGCGCAGACGGAAGCAAAAGCACAAGUCACCUCCAUCUUACGUCGCCGCCCAAAGCGCUCCCAGCACCUCGAAGCCUUCUCCCUACUCCAAACCUGAUCGAGCUCCUCACAGCACGCUAAGAUGGACUUCUGCUUUUUCAUCCCCGUUAUUUUUGGCUGCCCAAACAAGAUCAAGCAGGACGACGACCACACACCAUACCUCUGCCCAAAAUGUCACAAUCCACAAUUGGUCAAGGCGCGGUCUCGUACUUGGUUUGAGCUUUGCUGGAUACCACUGAUCCCAAUGAAGAAGCACGCCAUUUACAUCUGUGGGAUCUGUCAAUUCCGAGCAGACCAGGACAAAUUGUAAGUACCACGA